This is a messenger RNA of Symbiodinium natans, 738 nucleotides long. NCBI's taxonomy places the organism in Eukaryota, Dinophyceae, Suessiales, Symbiodiniaceae. The record is from the annotation of a GenBank genome assembly.
AUGUGGCCGUUGCUGGGCCCUCGUCCUGCCAUGGCUUGUCGCUCUCGGAGAGCAGCUCUCCUUGCUGUGACUUUCUGCGUGUUAUGGCUCGGCCUGCUUCCUCAUGGAUCCCAGAGCACGGCGUUCGCGUCGCCUGCCAAAGGGAAAAAGCAACAAGUCAGCAUGUUCGACAUGGCGACAACCGCGAGAAAGACAAAGUCCAAGACGUCUAAGCCGAAGUCCAAGGCAAAGGGCACAAAAGCCAGAGCGGAGAAGAAGGUAAAACCAUUUCCAAGCAAGGCUGGUGAUUCCUUCUUGCCAGCGCAGGGUGCCUGUGUAGCGGGAGCUUUUCUGCCAGUACAGUAUCCGACAGAGCAGCUUGACAUUGAAAAGAUCUUGUUUUCGCCAGACUCCAGCUUCAAGAUUGGCCUUGGCAUCACCAUCGUGGGAUUUCUCAUCGGCUUGGUCUCCAUCGUUACCGUAACGGCGGCGAUGGAGGACAAGAACGGCCGACUGGCGACGUCAGGCCCAUUCGCAGUCAUAAGGUCUCCAACCUAUACCGGCUUCAUCAUCAUGUGCGCCGGCGCCUGCGUCAUGGCGAACUUCAGUCCUGUCCGGGCCUUUUUCACUGUGGCUUUGGCCGUGGUCCUCGCGCUCAAGCUGGCCGAGGAGGAGGAGGCCUUGCUGGAGGCGCGGCCGGAGGAGUGGACGCGAUACACGAAGAAAGUUCCGUUCAAGCUUGUGCCCUUCCUUUGGUGA